AGAAAAGAGAAAAAGUUGACUUGACUUGCUUAUUUGAGCUACUACUCUGCCUACAGCAGUUGAAGCACGACUGCAGGGAAGGCGGAGGCCGGAGGGUUGAUACUUUUUCAGUUUUUUAAAGGAAGAUAUUCUCUUUCGUGCGCCAUUGUGUGAUCCAUGGGUGGUGGUGGUGGAGGUGGAUUUCCGACUCCGGUGACUGGAACGCCGGGGGUGGUGGCGAGAGGGGCAGAGCCGCAGUACAUAUCGGCAAAGACGUCCGUGUGGUGGGACAUAGAGAACUGUGCAGUCCCUAAGGAGUGCGAUCCUCACGCCAUUGCUAAGAACAUAAGCUCUGCCUUGGCUAAGAUGAAUUACUCUGGCCCCGUCUCUAUCUCCGCCUACGGUGACACCAGUGGAAUCCGGGCCUCAGUGCAGCAUGCCCUCUCCAGUACGGGAGUAGCAUUAAAUCACGUCCCCGCCGGAGUUAAGGAUGCAAGUGAUAAGAAGAUACUGGUGGACAUGUUAUUCUGGGCAGUCGACAAUCCAGCCCCUGCAAAUUUUUUGCUGAUAUCAGGUGAUCGUGACUUCUCCAAUGCUCUCCACCAGUUGCGUAUGAGGAGAUAUAAUAUCCUUCUUGCACAGCCACAGAAUGCAUCUGUACCACUUGUCGCUGCCGCAAGCACCGUCUGGCUUUGGACAACUCUUGUGGCCGGAGGGCCUCCGCUUGCAAAUGGUGAGUCACCACACCCAAACCCAAAUCCACAACCACAGCCACACCCCAAAGAUGCUACUAAACAUAAACCUAGUAAAGGGCCAAAAUGCACUGGCAAUAAUAAACAUCAAGCCCAGAAAUUUGAUGGUAUUCAUAGCAAGGUAGAAAGCUCUGGUCCUGGUGUUAAGCUUAAAAGAGGGAAAAGUGGUGAUGACAAACGUAGAGAUGGUGAGAAUAAACAUCAAAAUCAAACCCACAAAACUAGUGAUGCUAAAGGGGGGAAAUUCAGUAUUAAACCUAAACCUAAAGUCCAAAAAACUAGUGAUAACUCUAAAGCUAAAGCUGGUGUUACUGGUAGUAGUGGGAAACUUCUGGGGAAGAAGGUGUUAAUAAAGAUAAAGAAAAAGAAAAUCGAAAAUGCCCAACUCAAAUUCACCCACCAAGCAUCUGGGACUACUCAAAGCUUAAUAAAGAUAAAGAAAAAGAAAAUCGAAAAGGCCCAACUCAAAUCCACCCACCAAGCAUCUGGGACUACUCAAAGCUUGCCUGUUGGGGAUCAGGGUCAUACGGAGGCCAAGGGCCAAGUCAUGAACAAGAACCUGAACCAGAACCAGAACCAGAAUCAAGAGGUUAAUUGUAAAUCUCGGAGAGGUAAUAGGAGGAAGAAGAAGGCCACUUGACUGUGGCUGUUGGUCCUUGAAUUGAUAUUGAGCUGUGUUUAUCAUGUAUUGAUAGUUCCCCCCCCUUAUGCUUUAAAUCUUAUGAUCCAAUGUUGCUUGAGAAAGAGAACGGAAGAAGAAGUUCAAUGUUGUUGUAUGGCAUUUAAAUUAUCAAUCAUCUUGGGCUUUUGGUGGUUAA
Nelumbo nucifera (sacred lotus) is the source of this 1549-nucleotide messenger RNA. It is a transcript of the gene EDA32, whose product is annotated as Putative endonuclease or glycosyl hydrolase. Gene Ontology annotation, cellular component: peroxisome. Gene Ontology annotation, molecular function: RNA nuclease activity. The record is from RefSeq and is a predicted model, not a curated record. Gene Ontology annotation, biological process: regulation of gene expression. NCBI's taxonomy places the organism in Eukaryota, Viridiplantae, Streptophyta, Magnoliopsida, Proteales, Nelumbonaceae.